Molecule: messenger RNA, 1724 nt
Organism: Cyclopterus lumpus (lumpfish)
Lineage: Eukaryota; Metazoa; Chordata; Actinopteri; Perciformes; Cyclopteridae
Gene: aplf
Product: aprataxin and PNKP like factor
Exons: 12
Coding region: 189-1709 (506 amino acids)
Biological process (GO): double-strand break repair
Cellular component (GO): site of double-strand break; nucleus
Molecular function (GO): 3'-5' exonuclease activity; DNA-(apurinic or apyrimidinic site) endonuclease activity; protein binding
Source: RefSeq, a predicted model, not a curated record
UCUACUGCGCAUGCUCCCCAGCAUCCCGGAAGUUUUGAAUCACACCAACGGCUGUAGCUGAAAGUUGUGAAACGCUUUUUGUGCUUGUUUUUCAACCCGGAGAGGCAAACAAUACCACGUGUACCUCCACUACAGCUCCGGGGGGGACCCGGGGUGAAGCUCCCUCUCCAGUCCCGACAGAUGAGCACAUGUCCGGCUUCGACCUCGCCCGAGUGGACGGUGACGGCGGCGGGGCUCCGAUCCACCUGCCGCCGGGGGAGACGGUGCUGGGCAGGGGGCCCUUACUGGGAGUCAGCGACAAGAGAGUGUCCCGACUCCACGGGCUGCUGGAGAACCUGGACGGACAGCUGCGUCUCAAACCGACCCACCUGAACCCGUGCUUCGUCCAGUCGACCCCGACCGACGACCCCCGACCUCUGCAGAGGGACGCCUGGCACCGCCUCCAUCACGGAGCCCGGUUCUCUCUGCUGCCGGGGCAGUUCGUCUUCCAGGUGGCGGCUGUGGGCGGAGGAGACCGCACCCCCAGAAACAGUCAGACGUUGGAAGAAGAAGAGCUUCCCGAUGUGGAGCCUCAGCCUCCCGUCGGACAGACGCCGACGCCACCAGCGGCUCCGUCGAACCGGCGGGACGCCGCCAACGAGGACGACGGGGACGACCUGGACGACCUGGACGCCGCCAACGGGAACGACGGGGAUGACCUGGACGCCGCCAACGGGAACGACGGGAACGACGGGGACGACCUGGACGCCGCCAACGGGGGUUCCAACAAGGGAGCGACUGCUCGUCCGAAAGCAGUUCAGGUCGACCAGCGGGACGACGCUCCGUCUGGAACCGGGAGAGUUCUACCUGCGUGGAUGAUGGCGGCGGUAGCACACGCCGCCUCCUCCUCCUCCUCCUCCUGCAGCCCAAAAGUUCAGGCAGCUGGGAAGAGAAGCAAAGGCCCCAAACCAGCAGCUGCCAAACAGGCCACGCCCACCAAUACCUCCUCACCUGAGGAGGCGGAGCUCUGCGGGGAGGAGAUGCCGAGGAAGAGGAGGAGGAAAACGAGGGACGAGGAAGAGGAAUCGGCGCAGUCUAAAACGGAUGUUCCUCCGGAGCGGCGCCGAGCGCGGCUUCAGAGCCAAUCCAAGAGGGCCGAGGUGAGCGCCGAGCUCCACGUCUUCACCGCGAAGGAGGAGGAGAAGAAAGACGAGGAAGAGGAGGAGGAGGAGGAGGAGGACAUAAUCAGCGCCACACGGGCGAAUUCAACCAGCCGAUCUGAGGCCAAAGGAGCCGGAGCUCGGCUGAGAGCGCCGUGUCCGUACGGGAGGAGCUGCUACAGGAAGAACCCGGCCCAUUUCCAGGAGUGCAGUCACCCCGAUGACCCCGACUACGAGGAGGAAGAGGAGGAGGAGGAGGAGGAGGACGACGAUCGGCCCGAGUGCCCCUACGGCACCGACUGCUACAGGAAAAAUCCUCUUCACAGGAAAGAAUGCAAACACACCAAGAAACCAGGUCGCGCCACGCGCAACGCCCCCAAGAAGACCGUCGGCGAAGACGACGAAGACGACGACAGCUUCAUCGACGACGACAGCGAGGACGCGGGCGACGACUCGGACUACGCGCCUCCCGUCUCGGACGACAGCGGCGAGGAGGCGAAGGCCUUCGUGAAGAGGAGGAAGACUCACCGGUCCACGGCGAUGGCGAGCAGCGCGUUGGUGGACACGUAGAGCGACGCGGUGCGC